AUGGAGGAUGAUGAGGAGCUUGAAAAGUUGUUGGGUGAGAUCCCUUAUGCAACAUCAUUCAACCUUCAUCAUCCACAUAGCAAUGGCCAUCAUUUUGAUCACGUUGGACAAUGUAACGGUUCUGUUGUAACACAAAAAAUGAAUAAUGUGACGUAUGGUAUGUAUGAUGAUGACCCUUUGAGUCAUAGAUACACAUGUGCUUCCCCUGGUAGUGGGUUCUCUUUGCAAUCUGAUGGCUCUUCCUCAAGCUUGUUCUCUGGUGGGCAUUCAUUUUCAUUGUCUGACAAUGGAUCACCAAACACACCUCCAUUGGAAGAGCUCAAAUCCCAAAGGCCUGGUGGUAGUCCUAAUUGCCCGAGUGGAUUGUUGUUAGAUACUGAAACACCUGAUUCUUCUGUUGUGAAGAAGGCCAAUGAGAAUGUGCUUGAUAAAGUGAGUUUGUCAACACAUUUAAGUAGAAUGAAUUUGAGCAAGAAGCAAGAGGAUGUUAUGGUAGACCCAAAUGGAUACCAGUUUUGUGAUCGCUAUAUUGGUGGGACUAACCCAUACAACUUUCAGAAAUAUGGGUCCUCUGAUGAUUAUAUGAGAAGCUUAUCUGAUUGUGGCAGAAUUCGAUCCUCUAGUCCAAGAUAUCCUUUUAGUUUCGAUGGUGAGAAGAAUUCGGCAUUGUUGGGUUUGUGGCAUGAAUGUAGACAUGGUAAUCCAUUGGGAUCACAAUAUUCACCUGUUCAAUCUGAUGGCUUGUUUUCUAUGUUGAAUUAUGGCAAUAGUCCCAUGAGUUCUCAAUAUCAUAGAGCAAUGGAGGAGGCUGCGUUUCAUUCACUAAAUGUGCCUCAGUUCGCUAAACCUAGGCCUCAUUUUAAUGUGGAAAAUAUGCUACAUUGUCACUCAGCAAGGAUAAAUAGAAGAACCAGAGCAUCUUCACAUAUUAAAAGCCCUCAAGGGGCUCUUGAGGCUUGUAAUAGGGAGGAUAGCUUGAUCAUUCAAGGGGAAGGACUAAAUUAUGCAAUCAACAAAGGACAUGGACGUUCAAGUGGACAAAAUAAUAGGGUUUCAUACGACAUCGGUUUGGGUAAGCCUCAAGGAAAGCGCCCACAGCUAAAUGCUCAUCCUCAAUUUGCAAGGGCUUAUGGAAAUAGUCAAAGUGAUCGAAUUUAUUACCCUUUUUCAUUGCCAUUGCAGUUUGAUUCCCUGGCAGAAGCUCAAGGUUAUAUACACUUGAUAGCAAAGGAUCAGCAUGGCUGCCGGUUCUUGCAGAGGAUGUUUGAUGAGGGAGGCCCACAAGAUGUGCAAAUAAUCUUUAAUGAGAUCAUUGACAAUGUAGUUGAACUGAUGAUAAAUCCAUUUGGGAACUACCUUAUGCAAAAGCUGUUGGAAGUGUGCAAUGAAGAACAGAGAAUGCAGAUUCUUCUCAGGGUAACUGAAGAGCGAGGCGAGCUCAUAAGAAUCUCUUUAAAUUCCCAUGGCACUAGAGUGGUGCAGAAGUUGAUCCAAACUCUCAAAACUAGGCAGCAAAUUUCGCUAGUCAUAUCAGCCCUUGAGCCAGGGCUCCUUGCUCUCAUCAGGGAUCUGAAUGGGAAUCAUGUCGUGCAGCGAUGCUUGCAAUGCCUUACCAAGGAAGAUAAUAAGGACAGGGUCUCUGGUGCUUCACCAGUUACAGAUAGAAAGUUCAUAUUUGUUGCUGCUGCAAAGCACUGUGUGGACAUUGCAACCCAUAAACAUGGGUGUUGUGUGUUGCAACGAUGCAUCAGUCAUUCGACUGGUCAGUAUCAUGAAAACUUGGUUACAGAAAUUUCGGCAAAUGGACUUCUACUUUCUGAAGAUGCAUUCGGAAAUUAUGUUGUUCAGUUUAUAUUGGAGCUAAAGAUUCCAUCUGCUACGUCUAAGUUGAUUUCUCAGUUUGAGGGGAACUAUGUCAAUCUCUCGUUGCAAAAGUUCAGCAGCCAUGUCGUUGAAAAAUGUCUCACAACAGUCAAUGAUGAAGUCCGGGCAAAGAUCAUCCAUGAAUUGCUCUCUGCAGCUCACUUUGAGCAGUUGCUUCAAGACCCACAUGCAAACUAUGUUGUUCAAACAGCUCUUCUUGUUUCUGAGGGCCGUCUUCACAGUUCUUUGGUUGAUGCUAUCGAGUCCCACAAGGCAAUCUCGCGUAACAGCCCAUAUUCCAAGAGGAUUUUCUCCCAUAAGCUCUUGAAGAAGUGA
Ilex paraguariensis (yerba mate) is the source of this 2199-nucleotide messenger RNA. The record is from the annotation of a GenBank genome assembly. NCBI's taxonomy places the organism in Eukaryota, Viridiplantae, Streptophyta, Magnoliopsida, Aquifoliales, Aquifoliaceae.